GGCAAAAAUGUCUGCCUAAGGGAAACUCGCAACUUAACCAGAGUGGAUAUUUCGCUAAAAAAUAUAAUUACAAAGAUAUCGACUUCGCUGUCCUUCAGACGCGAAUUAAAGACAGCUACAAUCCCUUUGCCACACCGACCGCCCUUAGUCGGAUUUUUAACGCGAAAAAGGUAAAAUUAUUGUAGCGAGUUUGCAAAGGUUUGGGACUGGCUGAAAGAAGUUGGGAUACAGAAAGACUGGAGCUGUUAUGGACUGAAUGAGUUGUUGGACCGGAAGAAGGAUGAAUCCUCAGCAGCGGAUCGCCGCUAUCGGGACGGAUAAGGAGCUGAGUGACCUGCUGGAUUUUAGCGCGAUGUUUUCACCGCCGGUGAGCAGUGGUAAAAACAGGCCGACGACUCUAGGGAGCAGCCAGUUCACCGCAUCAGGUAUAGACGAGAGGACAACCGAGGCGUCUUGGGCCGCAGGUGGCCAGUCCAGCCCUUCCUAUGACGAGUCCUCCAGGGGUUUCGCAGACAGCCCUCAUUAUGGUGAUCACUUGAGUGACAGUCGAUUAGUGUCCCAUGAAGGAUUGUCCCCGACACCUUUCAUGAGCUCCAACAUAAUGGGUAAAUCUGAGAGGCCUCCAUUUUCUGCAUAUGGCAGAGAGCCAGGUGUCUCUGGAUGUCAGUCCACUUUGCGGUCAGACAUGGGGUUGGCCAGCCCAGGACCUGUGACCACAGCCGGAAAGUCAUCAGCUCCUUUUUACUCCUUCACAGGCUCCAAUCCUCGACGACGCUCUCUCCAGGACUCCUCUCCUAUGGAUCCUCUACAAACAAAGAAAGUACGCAAGGUUCCCCCUGGCCUGCCAUCGUCUGUGUAUGCACCAUCCCCCAAUUCAGACGACUUCAAUAGAGAGUCUCCUUCCUAUCCUUCCUCCAAACCUCCCAGCAGUAUGUUUACAAGCACUUUUUUCGACGCAACCCACAACUCUUCUGACCAAUGGAACUCGUCCAGUGGUAUAAGCCAGCCGGCUUAUGGGGGAAUGCUGGGAGGAUCUUCAUCUCACAUGCCACAGUCAGGAAAUUACAGCAGCCUGCACUCUCAUGACCGCCUGAAUUACCCCCCACACUCAGUGUCCCCCACGGACAUCAAUGCCAGCCUGCCACCGAUGUCCAGCUUCCACCGCAGCACUGCAAGCAGCUCGCCCUUCGUCACCACAUCCCACACCCCACCCGUCAACACCACAGAGGGAGUUAUGGCUGCAUCCAACCGAGGUAACGCAACUGGAAGUUCUCAGACUGGAGAUGCACUGGGGAAAGCACUCGCUUCGAUUUACUCUCCUGACCACACCAGCAGUAGUUUCCCCUCUAACCCGUCAACCCCGGUGGGCUCACCCUCUCCGCUCACGGCCCAAGCGGGUGCCGCCUCAGCAGGUACAGUGGUGACGGCGAGCGGCCCACCUGGAAGGGCAGGUACUACCCAGUGGCCUCGGGCAGCCGGACAGACCCCGUCCUCCCCGAAUUAUGAGAAUUCUCUUCAUUCUCUGUCUCGGAUGGAGGAUCGUUUGGACAGGCUAGAUGAUGCGAUCCACGUCCUCCGGAACCAUGCCGUAGGUUCUACCGCCUCUCUGCCCAGCGAUAUCCACAGCCUACUGGGACAGACACACAAUGGACCAAUCACAGCCAUCGGCACCAGUUUCCCCACGUCCGGAUUGGUCAACAGCAGGACAACAUCUAUGGGUCCUGCUCAUCGUGAAGAGACAGUCAGUCUGAACGCAAACCACACAGGGCUGCAGAGCACCCCGGGGCCGGCCUCCAGCGCCGAGCUCAAUCACCAGGCUGACACUUUCAGAGGCCUCUCUAGUAGCCUGGCAUCUCAGGUGGCUUCAGCUCUGGAGCUUAAAAUUGAGAAUCAGGACAAGGACGACAUGCAUGAUAACCACUCCUCUGAUGACAUCAAGUCUGAUGACGAGAGCGAUAAAAGGGACAUUAAGACGCCUAGAGGAGGGACUCGAACAAGCAGCAUUAAUGAAGAGGAGGAUCUGAACCCGGAGCAGAAGGCAGAGCGCGAACGUGAGAGGAGAAUGGCUAAUAACGCACGAGAGCGGCUGAGAGUGAGAGACAUCAACGAGGCAUUUAAGGAGCUGGGCCGCAUGUGCCAGCUGCAUUUGAAGAGCGAGAAGCCCCAGACCAAACUGCUCAUCUUGCACCAGGCCGUUGCAGUCAUCCUCAGCCUGGAGCAGCAAGUCAGGGAGCGGAACCUGAACCCCAAAGCAGCCUGCCUUAAGCGGAGAGAGGAGGAGAAGGUUUCUGGUGUUUCAGGGGAACCGCAGCAGAAUCAUCCAUCCGUUCACCCUGGGCUUACAGACACAUCCAACCCCAUGGGCCAUCUGUGAGCACUAGGCAGAUCAAAGUGAUGCAGAGGGAGUGUGUAAGAUUGCAUUGGUGACCUUGCUUUCCAAGGGCAGACAGGACUCACAGCUUGUGACACAAAUUUGAAAAGACAGAGACCACUGCAAGCUAAAUUCCAGUCAAGCGACCCUGAGCUCGAAGAAAACUGGCAAACGCCAAACUAUCUCCAAAGUCCAAAAUUGUAGAGCAAAUUUCUGCCCACGAGAAACAUAUUCAACAAAACCCGAAAGCCCUUCAAGCACAUAUCACUGUCUACAAAGCAGUGUGUCACAUCUGUACAAUCAGAGACUGUCGAAGUCCCCCUCCACCCUCCACGUGGAAGUUGCAUUGUGCCUAAACUGAAUUGACGAAUGCAUUGUAACAGCAAUUGUUUUCCUUUUUUUUUUGUUUGUUUGUUGUUGUUUUUUUUUUUUUUGUUCCUAUUUAUUAUGUUACUGAACUAUAAAGUCUAUGUUUAAAGGGAAAGUUAUGACAUUUGCUUUAAGAAGCUGUUUGGCAUUUCAGUAGAUCUUCAGUUUGCCAAGCUCUUUGAGUGAUCAUGCUGGAGCAGCACUGUGGAAGAGAUCAUCACACAGCCAUCACACAGAUUUACAGCAUCUCUGUGACGUUUCAAACGAAAAGUCUCGAAUGUCCUCCCGUUUAUGUCUAGAAAAAAAAAAGAAGAAUGAGAAAUAAUAUAUUACUUAUAUUUAUGAUAGAUUCAUUCCACGAUCAUCAUCAUCAGAAACCAAAACUACCUAAUGACGCGUGUUUAGUCGAGACUCCAGGACGCAGACGGCUUAGUGUAGUGGAGAGACGGGAGUGCUUCCUUUUCUAUUUUUAUUUUUUAUUUUCGUCUUGCUCCUUCCUCUGUGCUGCGGAUGCAAGGCCCGGAUGGCAAACUGGAGCUUUACUGAAAGGUCAGAGGUCAACCACAGGCUGACGUGUUUAUAGUCAUUAGUAAAUAGUUCAAAUACAGAGAGCAGACCAGUUACUAAACCCUAGCAUUCCCUGCAUACUUCAUAGUGUCUUAACGGAAGGAAAGAAGGACUAGUCCUUUGAAUUCUUCAGCCAUAUAGUGUUAAGUGGGAAGAAAAUGGCAUAUUUCCAUUUAUUGCUUUUCUGAUGUUACAUUAUUUGGUCUCUGCUUAGUUGAACAGCAGUGGUCUUCUACGCUUAGCCUCCAGCUGAGAAAUUAGACAUAGCUAUUAUCAGACAGAGUAGACUCAAAACGAUGACCACAGCAUCACCUGGCCUGAAUUGAAGUUUUGCUUGAUUUUCUUUAUGUCUACAAACCAGUAACAUAAAAAAAAAAGACAAAAACCACAAAAAAAAAUAUCAUUAAAUAACCACAACAUUAUAUGUUUAUUUGUAAUUGUAUACAAAGCAUCUUUCUAGGCUUCAUAGUAAAGCGUAUAUUGUCCUGUGUGAAAAAUAGAAGAAAGAUAUUCUAAGUUACUUAGGAUGGAUUUGUCUCUCCCCCAAAGCAGUGAAGUACUUGAUACUGUGUGUGUGUGUGUGUGUGUGUGGUGUGUGCAAUGUCCAAAAUUCAAACGCUGUGACAACAAAAUCAGCAACCAGGCGAAACCAUGAACAAAAGCAUUUUGUUUUUUAUUUUAUAUAAAGAAUCAGCAUUGAGUCUGUCUUUUUUUCUUUCUUUUUUUUCUUCCUGUGUAUUAUUUCUUAUUGAACAUAUUUUUGGUCUUAAUUCUUUCUCUUGAGAUUCUCCCCCCCCCCCCCUCCUUGUCUUCCAUAUGCAUGCUCAGCUCCUCAAACAAAACUGCCACAUCGGAAAGAAAAAGUCUGAAGAACAAAGCAACUAUCGCAGAAAACUCCUGACCGGAUCUCGGCAUAUCCAGACCGAUUUCUAUCUACGACCCUCCUCUUUGUUUUUCUUUUCUUUUUCCUCCCCAAAAUCCUCGUGAUAUCUAUAUUCGUCUUUGUGUGGCCUUGUUAUACAUUUCAGUAUUGAAGAGCUCGUGUUGUUACUGGCUAAAGGUCGAUCGAGGUUCUGUCAUCUCUUUAUUUUAAGUUGUCCUGUGUUCCUUUCUGUUUUUUUCCUGCGUUCAUUUUCUGCUUUUCGUUCUCUCUCGGAUUAUGUUAGACUUUGCUGUAUGCCCUCAUGCUUUCCCUCAUUAAAAAAAAAAGUAUAUGAAAAGGAUAAAAACAAGCAAAAAAAAUAAUAAUAAAAAAAAAACCAUUUGGCUUAUUUUUCACUGUAGUUAGCCUUUUAUACAAUAAUAUUGUAAGAACAUUUCUUGAAUUCUAAAUAUUACUCUUUCUAGAUUUUUGAAAUCGAAAGUUUUGAGUAAAAAGUUUCUUACUUUAUUUUACUAUAUUAGAUAGUAAAAAAAAACCAAAACAAAACAAAUGUACGGUUAUUUUACCAUAACCUGUCCACUAUUAUUGAGAAUUUAUGAAUAGCAUCUUAAGAGCAUAAAGUAGGAUCGUAGCUCGAGGUGUAGUGUGUAUGAGGUGUCGUACGAGCUCCAUGUUCUAUAGGAUGUGCUCUCAUCUCUGGCUCUAGUCUGCGUUGUUGGUGGAUGAACAGAUUUGUACCCCUGUCCAAAUCCAAGGUAUUGUCGAACAUCAAGAAUUUAAAGAAACCAGCAGCAAGAAGUAAAAAAAAAUUUCUUUUCUGUCUCUGUAACAGAAAACACGAUAUGUAUAUAACAUUUAUGUAGCAAUAAAUGUGCCAUCUUUUUUAACAAGACUGUACGUGCGUUUAUUUCCUUCUCUCGACAAACUCUUUUUUUUUUUUUUUUUUCUCCCCGGUCAUCCUCCGGUGCUUUUUUUUAUUGAUUUGUUGAUCGAUACCUCAUGUAUGUUUUGUUGAGCUGAAAAAAAUGUAUUCGGAAUAAAAAAAAGGUUCUUACGUAUCCGGUCCUGCCACAGCAUCUCCUCUUUAGAAGACUUUUCUACAGUGGAUUUAGGCCAAAUGAAGAACUCUGUGCAAGUCCAUGCAAGAGCGUGUUUUAUACUAUGUACCUGAUUUUUCUUUUCUUUUUUUUUUUUUGAAGGCAUAUCAGUGGACCAUUGUAGUCUGUAUCAAAAGAAGUACUAUGGAGCAUAUGUUUCUAUUUUUAAUAAAGUGUGAUAGCAGCAAGCCUG
Messenger RNA from Hemibagrus wyckioides, 5480 nucleotides. It is a transcript of the gene tcf12, whose product is annotated as transcription factor 12. Gene Ontology annotation, biological process: regulation of transcription by RNA polymerase II. NCBI's taxonomy places the organism in Eukaryota, Metazoa, Chordata, Actinopteri, Siluriformes, Bagridae. The coding region runs from base 257 to 2374 and encodes 705 amino acids. Gene Ontology annotation, molecular function: DNA-binding transcription factor activity, RNA polymerase II-specific; protein dimerization activity; RNA polymerase II cis-regulatory region sequence-specific DNA binding. The transcript has 20 exons. Gene Ontology annotation, cellular component: transcription regulator complex. The record is from RefSeq and is a predicted model, not a curated record.